Molecule: messenger RNA, 888 nt
Organism: Castor canadensis (American beaver)
Lineage: Eukaryota; Metazoa; Chordata; Mammalia; Rodentia; Castoridae
Source: RefSeq, a predicted model, not a curated record
UUUAACUGACUUAAUGGUGACUUAUAACUUCUUUUAGUUUCUUCCCAUGUUGAAAAUGUCAUCAUCCAGGUAUACCAUGGGUUAGGAUGUGAUUAGAUUAUAAAUUACUAGAAUAAUUUAACUUAGUUUGUGCCAACACUGAUUAACUUUCAGCAAGUUAGGAAUUCUGAAAACCUAAUUUGUCUCUGCAUGAGAGGUCUAAUUCUAAUGCUAAGUUUAUUUUUCUUUCUACUUAGUUUAAUAACAUGUUUAAUAAGUUACUGGGUAAUGAUGAGGAAACCUAGUCCUGUCUAUUCAUUUGGGUUUGAAAGAUUAGAAGUUCUGGCUGUAUUUGCUUCCACAGUCUUGGCACAGUUGGGAGCGCUUUUCAUAUUAAAAGAAAGUGUAGAACGCUUUUUGGAACAGCCUGAGAUACACACGGGAAGAUUAUUAGUUGGUACUUUUGUGGCUCUUUCUUUCAACCUGUUCACGAUGCUUUCUAUUCGGAAUAAACCUUUUGCAUAUGUCUCUGAAGCUGCUAGUACAAGCUGGCUUCAAGAGCAUGUUGCAGAUCUUAGUCGAAGCUUGUGUGGAAUUAUUCCAGGACUUAGUAGUAUCUUCCUUCCCCGAAUGAAUCCAUUUGUUUUGAUUGAUCUUGCUGGAGCAUUUGCUCUUUGUAUUACAUACAUGCUAAUUGAAAUUAAGUAAGUAUUUUUUAUUGCUGUCAAGUGUGUUUUGAUUCUUGAGGCCUGACUUUUAAGGCAUGGGCAAGAUGGAUUGUGGUCAAGCUUCUAGCAUUUUUGCUUGUAACCUGUAUAACUUUGGUCAAGUUUUGUCCUCAAGUGUUUUCAAGUAGGUGUGAAGUAAUUUUUCAAAUAAAGCAUUUUAGAGCUGUGCACUGAAGGCUCA